AUGAUUGGCAGCAGCCAGUUUUGGGAGUGCGAGAGGGAGGCGCCUCUUUUGAAUCGCAACGCGAAUUUUUUUACUCCUGAGUCUGCUGAUGAGUUGCUGCAGAGGGCUCAGCGCCUGAUGCUGCUGUUAGAAGAAAGACACGGGAAGGACGCAAUUGAACAACUCGAAAUUAAACCAAAUUGUGAUGACGAAGCGGCGAAGCGCAUCUUCCUACUUGACGCGGAAAGAACCUUCAAAUCCCAAGAGUGCAGACAGAAGCUCGUUGAGGUGUUGUCGUCUCUGUGGCCUGAACUGCUAGACUACCACCAGGGGUUGGGCUUUGUAGCGUCAUUUUUACUGCUUUUGCUGCCUGCCGAGGAUGUGUUGCGUUUGUGUGUGGGGCUGCAUCGGCUGUACGUACAGGGGUAUUUCAAAGCAGCUCCUGUGGCUUACGUGCGAGACGCACGAGUCAUGCAAAAGCUGGUAGAUGAGAGGAUGCCCCGUCUCGGUGUCCAUCUAAAAGAGCUGGCUUGUGCUGAGGCGUACGCUAGCAAGUGGUUUGUUGGUUUAAACGUGCACGUGCUGACGUUCGAGGCUCUUUUUGACUUCUUUGAAGCUCUCCUUGAAACGGGAGACGUAUUUCUUUUCCAGUUUGCCAUCGCUCUGCUACAAAACUGCGAAGAAGAACUUCUCGCUUCUGCUAAUGCAGCAGAAGCCCUUGAAAUACUCAGGCUGGAUGCGGCGCGCUACACCAACAAACACAAAGCCAAAGAUAACGAACAAGAUGGAUCCUUUUUCCUGAAAAUUGUUAAUGAUGCAAAAGCUGUACAGAUCGAUGAACAGCACAUUCAGCUGCUGAGAGAGGAAGCCUUAGAAGAUCUCCGGCUCGAGGAAGAGAGGCGAAAGCAAAGGGACAAAGAGCUGGGCUUGGACUCAGACGAUUCCAUCGUAUUUUCUGACGAGGAGGAAGAAGAGGAGGAAUCUAAAGGCAGCUCAGAAGAGGAGAAACCAAUGGUAGAAAAGGGAAAGGGGGAGAAAUCAAAACCCCUCAAUGAUUCAUCUGUCGAAAAGAGAGAAUGCGCUGAGUAA
Molecule: messenger RNA, 1068 nt
Organism: Eimeria acervulina
Lineage: Eukaryota; Apicomplexa; Conoidasida; Eucoccidiorida; Eimeriidae
Product: RabGAP/TBC domain-containing protein, related
Exons: 4
Coding region: 1-1068 (355 amino acids)
Source: RefSeq, a predicted model, not a curated record